This is a messenger RNA of Linum trigynum, 1853 nucleotides long. The record is from the annotation of a GenBank genome assembly. NCBI's taxonomy places the organism in Eukaryota, Viridiplantae, Streptophyta, Magnoliopsida, Malpighiales, Linaceae.
CGUGCCCAAAUACAACGCUUGCGGUUGGUGCAGUUACCCGCUAGCUUUGCUCGUUCUGUGCCAUCAAACAAAACCCAGUCCGCAGGCAGUCUCACUUCAACUCCCUAAUCCUCCUUUUGAGUUUAGGGUUCUAAAGUUCCAACCUUUCCCUCCAAUUUAUCAGUUCCCUUACUUACACCCUCUGCACUCCUGCAACACCUCUGCUGGUUUUCUUGCUGGUCAGUUUAACCGUCCGCCGUGAAAAUUCCUUCCCCAUACAGAUGGAGUCGAACGGGGAUGACGCCGCUCGUAUCGUCGCCGAACUCGAAACCCUCAAGUCCGCCAAAAGCGACAUAGACAGCCGAAUUCGAGCUCUGGAAGCUCAGCUCCGCGACUUGAAACUCCAGAAGCCGCCCGUCUCUGCUAACGGGUCUUGUCAUUCAGGCGGCUCGGCCGGUGGUUCUGCCCCGGCUCACGGAUUAUCGUCCGAUAUGAUUUACCGCUACAGCCGCCACCUCCUCCUUUCCUCUUUUGGAGUUCAAGGGCAGUCAAAGCUCGUCAAGUCUUCCAUUUUAGUGGUUGGAGCUGGAGGAUUAGGCGCCCCUGCUCUGAUGUACCUUGCAGCUUCUGGUGUUGGCCGGUUGGGUAUCGUCGAUCAUGAUGUUGUUGAACUUAAUAACAUGCAUAGGCAGGUUAUACACACUGAAGCAUUUAUCGGUCAACCAAAAGUGAAGUCUGCUGCUGCUGCCUGUCGCUCAAUCAACUCCUCAAUUCAGGUAGUAGAACACCAAGAAGCAUUAAGGACAUCCAAUGCUAUUGAAAUUAUGAGCCAAUACGACAUUGUGGUAGAUGCUACAGAUAAUGCACCAAGCCGUUACAUGAUCAGUGAUUGUUGUGUCGUUUUGGGGAAGCCUCUUGUGUCGGGUGCUGCAUUGGGAUUGGAGGGUCAGCUGACAGUCUAUAACUACAAUGGAGGGCCAUGCUACAGAUGCCUUUUCCCAACUCCACCACCUGCAACAGCUUGCCAAAGGUGCUCAGAUAAUGGAGUCCUAGGAGUAGUCCCUGGAAUAGUCGGCUGCCUCCAAGCUCUAGAGGCCAUUAAAAUUGCUAGUGCUAUUGGGGAACCGUUGUCAGGACGCAUGCUUCUACUUGAUGCAUUAUCAGCGCGAGUUCGGAUUGUCAAGAUUAGAGGGAGGUCAAUACAUUGUGAAGUUUGUGGAGAAAAUACAACAUUCACCAAAGAGCAAUUUAAGAACUUUGAUUACGAGAAUUUUACUCAAUCUCCCUUGUCAGCGGCUCCCUUGAAGCUCAACCUUCUUUCAGAAGAAUCUAGAAUCAGCAGCAGCGAGUUCAAGGAGAAAGUGACAAAAGGAGAACCAUAUGUUUUGAUCGAUGUACGACCAGGCCACCACUUCAAGAUUGUUUCACUUCCAAAUGCCAUGAAUAUCCCUCUAUCGACUUUGGAGGGCAGGCUGCCUGAGAUCUCUUCAGCUUUGAAAGAGGAGGAACAUCGCAGGAGCAGUGAAAGCUCUGAGUCACCUAUUGUUGGCCUUUACGUGAUGUGUAGAAGAGGCAACGACUCACAGAGAGCAGUUCAAUUGCUGCAGAGUAUGGGAUUCCCCUCUGCAAAAGAUAUCGUUGGUGGCUUAGAGGGCUGGGCUCGUGAGGUGGAUCCAGAUCUCCCUACUUACUAGAGACCAAAUAGUUUUGUCUUGCAAUGUUUUCUUCUACAUGAAAUCCUGUACUUCAAGAUGGGGGGAUGCAAACUCAUUACCAGCAGUUCAUCUGGGUUAUUUUAGUCACUUUAAGUUAUCAGUAUAAUCUACUGUUUACUUGUCCGUGGUAGAUCUUUAUUAUAAAAUAGAGUACUUUGU